Messenger RNA from Dovyalis caffra, 654 nucleotides. Lineage: Eukaryota; Viridiplantae; Streptophyta; Magnoliopsida; Malpighiales; Salicaceae. The record is from the annotation of a GenBank genome assembly.
AUGGCAACUUAUUCUUUUGUAUGUGCCAAGGAUAUUAUUGGAAGAUAUGAAGAUGAGACGGCAAUAAUAGGGAUGUCGUUAGAUUCUGAGACUCAACAGAAUAGUUCUGUCAUCCCAAUAGUGGGGAUCGGGGGACUAGGAAAAGCAGCAUUGUCUCAAAUAGUGUACAGCAGUGAGCUGGUCCAGAAACACUUGGAGGUAAGAUUGUGGGCACGUAUUUCAGAGGAUUUUGAUGUAAAAUUAAUUGUGAGAAACGUUGUAAGAUCGAUAGCCAAUACAAACGUUGAUGGGAAUGAAUUUGAUGAAUUGUUUCAGAGAAUUAGAGGAGCAGUUGAGGCUAAACGGUACAUACUUGUGUUGGAUGAUAUUUGGAAUGGUUUAAAGGUGCAGAUUGUGAAUGUGGGAGACUCAGAUGCAAGAUGUCUUCAAGGUGGGACUCGUUAUGUAAAUUUUACAAAUGUAAAAUCAACAUGGACAAUUCCACCUCCAUUGCUUGGGGCAAAGCAUCUACGGCUGUUGCGCCGUCAAUAUUUGAAUUUUUCAUCAGAUUGUCGUACUUUUUUCACAAGGUUCAAGUUUCUGCGCAUGCUGGAUUUGCAUAAAGCAGGAGUAUCGAGGAAAGUAGCAAGUUGCCAAGUUCCAUUGGUCAGCUGA